GUUUCGACAAGAAACUGAGAAGUGAGAAACUGAGAACUCAGUUCAAGUCUUCUCGAUACCAAGGAAAGUUAGCCGCGAUCUCCUCAAUCGGACCCUCCCCUCCUCUCCGUCUUCACAUUCAUUACAUUAGGUUAAAAAACGGUUAUCUUGUGUGUUGUUCUGGGUCGUCUUCUCGUUCGAUUCCUAUUUUUAUUUUAAAAACCUCUCUCGUACCGAUGUGAAGCUUUAUUUUUGACACUAUCCAGUAGAAGAAAAUUUACAAAAAAUGGAUAGCGGUGAUCUGGUAAAUCAACAACUUCUCCAGCAGUUCAGCUGUUUGGGGACGACCGAUAAAGAGGAAUUAAUUCAACAGUUUCAAGUGUUAGUUGGAAAUAAUCUCAGCCCAUCGACUGCUAAAUUUUAUCUCGACAUGAACAACUGGAACUUACAAGCAGCUGUAGGCUCUUAUUUUGAUUUGUUUGUGAGUUCAACAAAAUUGCCUUCAAUGUCAUUUUUGAAGCAAACGCUGGAGGACGAUUUCACAAAAGUGGCACCAUCAACACAAGUUAGUGAGUUUUGGCAAAUUAUGAACAAUGGUGACGAAUCAUGGCCCCACGGUUGUUACCUUGAGUUCUGUGGUGGUGAUUGUAUGGGCAAUGAAAAAAGAAUCUUUGUUCCUGCUUUGAAACCAAAUGAUUCUACUUCAGUUGUUGUAAACUUUAUUUCUCCAUGUAUGCCAGGCAUUUAUAAAAGUAAAUGGCGAUUGACAACACCAACUGGAACUUAUUUUGGUGACAUAAUUUGGUAUAUUAUGUAUGUGAUGGAAAAUGAAGCAACAGAACUUGCAAAACAGCUGUCUAAUUUGAAUACAUUUGGUGAUGCCAAUACUCCUCAUCGCCCAGAUUCAAGUUGCUUUCCAAACCCUUUCGGUUCGUCACAACCUCGUCAAGCAUUUCAAGACUAAAAAAGAAGCUGUAUUUAUGUAGAUAUACUGAAGGUUUGUCUUCCUGGGAUGUGAAAUUUCACAUUAAAAAAAAAAUAAGAAAUUAUACUGGAAAGCUAAACACUGUAUUUAUAAACCAAGUAAUUCAAGUAAUUUAUAUUUUAAAAAAGUCUCUGGCAGCUCAAUAAUUUUCACAUAUAUUGUCGAAGGUUUAUGUUAUCAAAACAGUUGUAUUAAAGCAUGUUGAAUUGAAAAUAGUAAUUAUGAUGUGUGUAUGUUGGCUUUCUGCAAGUUUUGAAUUUGAUUUGAGAGUAACACACAUGCAAAAUAUUGUGUGGACGAGGUCGAAUAGUCAGUGAGUGAAAAAUGUUUUAUUUAUUUAACCUAGAAAAUCUGUUUCUUAAGGGAUAUACAUAGCUGCAACAGAAUUUGUAUCGAUAAAAUUGAUAAAGUUUAUUGUAGACUGGGCUUUCAUUAUUUAUGUUUAUAUACUUUCAAAUUAAAUUUAACUUACAAGCAAAGAAACCUAACAGAAUUGACAGAUUUAUCACAAAAUGCAAAUACAAUUAUAAAACCAUUAACUAUUACCAUAAUGAAUUAACCUGACAAAAGAAAAAAUAAAUAAAAACCUAACUGAAUGUGAAAUCGACCAAAACCAAUAUCUAAUUAAAUGCUUGUCAAUUCCUUAAUUUGCACUAUGUUUUAAUUGUAAGCUGUUAGCAGUUUACAAUAUUUAAUUUGAAAUAUUGAAGAUAUUACCGAAUUUUAACGUUUAUGAUUAGUAAAGUUUAUUUACUGUUAUUUUCAUGCUCAUAAUUUUAAUUGACCUUUCCUAAUAAAUAAAAAAAUCGAAUAAAUUUAAAAAAUCCCAAUAAUGUUGACAAAUUGGUCUUUAUGAUUUUGGAUUCCUAAAAUUGAAUCUGACCAAAUUAUUAAAUUUUUAUUAAAAUUCUAAACAAGUGCCUUCAUUUACCCAUAUAAAAUCACCUAGUAUGAACGUAUGUAGUCUUGAUUUUUUUAUAUAAUUUUUAAUAAGGUAACAUAAGUCAGUUCAAAUAAUCAUGAUAUAUGAAAAAGGCAUUUCAAAAUCAACUUGAUCACCCAGGUGAUGAAUUACAAUAAGAGAUAUAGAAAUUCCAUAAUAUAUUUUGAGAUUUCAAAAAAUAUUGUUUCAGAAUCUAAUUCAACAAGUCUAAAUCGGCAGCCAAUUGUUAUAAACCUAACUCACUACACAUACAAAUGUACUAUCUUUUUUGUUUGUACCCUCACACUUUUUCCCCAUAAAAAAGGUAUGGUUUAUUUCAUUAACUACUGUGUGUGUAUAACAAUAAUGCAACUAUGCAACUCAACAACACCAUUUGUAGUUUGCUAAUGCAGUAAAUUCUUGUUUUACUUACCGCUUUUGUCUCAAAUGCUCAAUAAACAUAAAUAAAAUAUUCCUGUUUAAGUGAUAAAAAGGAUGAGUGAGUACAACUUCAAGACUGCGUUAGUGUAUGUGCGGAUUGUCAUGUCCCCUGAAUUUCUUGAGAUCUUUAACAUUAUAUAACAAUUACAUCAUUAUAAUAAAAAAAAGAUAUAUUACUGUUUUAUUGUUUGGAAGUGUAAUAGUUCUUUAUUUUUUAGAAUAUAUAUUACUUUUUCUAAAUAGAAAAUAUGGUUAAAAUUGUUCAUAUUGGCAGAUGUUUACCUAUAUUAAUUAAAGGAGGAUGUACAUAGUCAUAAUGUAUUAUACAUUCAAAAUUUUGUGAUACGUCAAUUUAAUAUUCUUCAGUUGGGGAUAUUCAAAAGGUCCAGUCUUUUCCUAUCCGUAUCGUUUAAAUGUAAUAUACACUGAGAAGUUGGAGAAUCAUUUGAGCCAUCUUUCAUACAGCUAGGUAAUAAAUCAAUUCUACAUCACACACGUAAAUUGUCAAACUUACGUAUGAAAAAAAAAAGUUGUGGGCUGAAUUUAAAACAAAACAACAAUAAAUAAUGUCUUUUUUAAAAUACACACUAUUGCAACGUUUUGACUAUAUUUGUUUUAGCCAAAGGUUUUUUUUGUUUGAAACCUCUUGCUGAAAUAGUUGAGGCUACAAAAAACUUUAAAGAUAGUACUUUUGGUUAAAUUUGCCAAAUAGUGCCUUUUGAAUGAAAAUUUUAUGGUGUAGACUAGAUAUGACAAAAUCUCUCCAUUUAGCGUUUUUAUCAUAGCUUGAAAAUGCUUGCACAGUUACAAUGCCAAGCCUAAUCCAAUCUCCAUUUACCAUCCGUAGCUCCUGAAUUUUUAACAAAAUUGUGU
This is a messenger RNA of Cimex lectularius (bed bug), 3200 nucleotides long. RefSeq lists its product as uncharacterized. Bases 266 to 943 code for a protein of 225 amino acids. The record is from RefSeq and is a predicted model, not a curated record. Lineage: Eukaryota; Metazoa; Arthropoda; Insecta; Hemiptera; Cimicidae. Gene Ontology annotation, molecular function: ubiquitin binding. Gene Ontology annotation, cellular component: phagophore assembly site. The transcript is spliced from 5 exons. Gene Ontology annotation, biological process: macroautophagy.